CCCCAUAUGCAGAUGUUACUCAACGCUCAUUUCGAUUUUAGCCUUGCUGGCAUAUGGUUCACUCACGUUUUCGGGUUGAAUUUAAAGUUUAGGCAUUUCUGAGUUUGCUGGGCAUUUUGAAGGUUCUAAAUACUACGUCGUUCAGAGUUAAUCUCUCUGAGCAUUAUAAUAACAUUGCUGUUAAAGGAACUAGUCACAGACAAUCUGUCGGUAAUAGAUCGUCACAAUGGGAACAAUGGACUUAAUAACAGUGAUUUGGUACGUCGCCACCCUGAUUGCGCUGAUAUCGUUCUUCGUCGUCAUGGCGUGCGCCGAUUCAACCAGAUGCUUCUCAACGAAACCACCUGAUGAAGAGAUACCACCGCCCCCAACUCCGGCGCCCUCGUAUCGGUUGUUUGCGCCACCGAGCUACGAGUCGGUCAUCGCAGCGAAGCAAAACAACAUUUUCAUUAUCUCCGUAAACGCCGGCGAAGGCGGAGAGCAGCGUGGUCACAUGACUGAAAAUUUAGUGACUAAUCUCUCGAGUGUGAUAGAAACUAGCGAGGAACCUAACCGACCAGUUAGUCCAACAUCCAGUGCACCGGCAGUGUGUCCAAGAUGUUCUCGAAGUUCGCUAUCAGUGAAUGUGUAAAUUAGAUAGAAAUGAGUUUAAUUAGCUAGGUUAAGAUAUUUUUAAAUUUGAAACUGCUUCAAGCAGAACUGUGAUUUUAAGUUGGUGGUCUAUUAUUCGUAAUAUUCAACGAUAACUUCUUCGUGAAACAGGUGUACAAAUUGGAUAGAAAAUGAUUCAACGCUGAAGUUACAAUUCGCCACCCUAAAUGUGAGAUAUCGCAAAUCAUACUUAAAUGCGGUAUAUUUUGUGCGCAUUGUGA
Culex quinquefasciatus (southern house mosquito) is the source of this 872-nucleotide messenger RNA. RefSeq lists its product as uncharacterized. The transcript has 2 exons. Bases 227 to 631 code for a protein of 134 amino acids. The record is from RefSeq and is a predicted model, not a curated record. Lineage: Eukaryota; Metazoa; Arthropoda; Insecta; Diptera; Culicidae.